AUGGUGGACAGUUUCACCAGCAUGACAAAGGUUUACGAGGGCACAAUGCGGCUUGGGGAGGAGACAGACUCCUACGACUCUGAUGGAAUAAUAGUGGAAACCAGGCCCUGGAGACACAUAACAGUAGACCAAGUGCGUCUCUCAUGCAGGGACUUCUUGGGGCCAAUUCAACAGACACCGCCCAUGCAUUCAGCCAUCAAGGUGAAGGGCAAAAGGUUGUAUGAAUUGGCAAGGAAGGGUGAAAAAGUUGAAAGGCCUGCCCGUUCAGUAUUUGUGUCGGAGUUCGAAAUCAGCCCCAGGAGCGAUGGGGGCGGACAGGACCUGAACUUCAGCAUAGUUUGCAGCAAGGGCACUUAUGUGCGAUCGCUCGUCCAUGACUUGGGCCAAACGCUGGGUUGUGGGGCUCACAUGACGGCAUUGCGCCGCACUGGAAUAGGAGAGUUUUCGGUGGAUGAUGCAUGGAGUGUGGAGAAGCUUGCGGAGUGCAUGUCCAAUUCAAGAGCUGAGAAGAGUGGGGAUGGUCGACGAAGACGAGAAACAUAG
Messenger RNA from Ostreobium quekettii, 543 nucleotides. NCBI's taxonomy places the organism in Eukaryota, Viridiplantae, Chlorophyta, Ulvophyceae, Bryopsidales, Ostreobiaceae. The record is from the annotation of a GenBank genome assembly.